Messenger RNA from Falco peregrinus (peregrine falcon), 1314 nucleotides. It is a transcript of the gene DNAJC5G, whose product is annotated as DnaJ heat shock protein family (Hsp40) member C5 gamma. Lineage: Eukaryota; Metazoa; Chordata; Aves; Falconiformes; Falconidae. The transcript has 4 exons. The record is from RefSeq and is a predicted model, not a curated record. Bases 119 to 682 code for a protein of 187 amino acids.
UCGCGCCUGCGCAGAGCGGCGGCGGGCGCGGGCGGAAGCGGCGGCGGGCGCGGGGCAGGGCCGGGCCGGGGCGGUUGGUGCCGGGUCCCCGCCGUGCCCGCCGCGGGGCGCGGGCGCCAUGGCAGAGGCUGGGCGGCCGCAGCGGAAGCUGUCCCGGGUCGGGGAGAGCCUGUACCGCGUCCUGGGCCUGCAGAAGGGCAGCUCGCCCGAGGAGAUCAAGAAGGCCUACCGGAAGCUGGCGCUCAAGUACCACCCAGACAAGAACCCCGAUGACCCGGCUGCAGCCGAGCGCUUCAAGGAGAUCAACAGUGCCCACGCCACGCUGAGCGAUGAGGACAAGCGUCGCCUCUACGACCAGUACGGCUCCCUGGGCCUCUACGUGGCUGAGCAGUUCGGCGACGAUGCCGUCAAGCACUACUUCCUCAUGUCCAAGUGGUGGUUCCAGGCCCUGGCUCUGUGCUGCGGCGCACUCACCUGCUGCUGCUGCUGCUGUUGCUGCUUCUUCUGCUGCGGGACGUGCUGCCCACCAAAGGAGGACGAGUCCUACAAGUAUGUCGACCCCAAGGAUCUGGAGGAGCAGAUGCGUGCAGAGGACAGCGAUCCGUGGAUACCUGUUGUGGAACAGCCCCUGCCUGCCAGCACAGAGCCCUUGCCAGCUGUCAGCACCAGGACCGAUGCCUGAGGCUGGCCUCAGUCCUGCCAGCUUACCCAGGACUCAGGGCAGAGAUCUUCUUUUGGGACUGUCACUUUCCGGGACCCCGGUCAUGCCACUCAGGGUGGCUAGAAUCUCAGGUUAAUUUGGCCAGCAUCGAUGCAGAGGCUCUUCUGCCCCUGCUCAAGCUGUGGGGCGAUGCCCCUGUCUCCCAGCACUGGUGGUGGACGUGGCCUGGACCCUGUGCUGCUGCACCCCGUGCCCAUUGCACAGCCUGCUGCUGUGCCCUGGCCUGGCACCAGGCAUUGGAGCCGGUGUAGGCAGUCACGAGCAGAGACCUCUCUGGGCCAGGCUCUGUCUUACUAGAGGUAGCUGAGCCUGUCCAAGACCGUUAGCACUGUAACCUCUGGGGCUGGGCUGAGCCCACUACCUGCCCUCACAGGGACCCUCCUGAUGGGUGCUGGGUGCCAAACGCUGCUUGUGGGGUGGGGGUGCUGCCUGCUGCACCCCCUUCCUUUCUGCCCAGCCCCAGCUCUGGGGCACUGGCUACACCCCAUGCCCACUGCUGCUGGCAGGCUCCCUGCAGGGCUGGGCCCAGUACAGGCACUUUCCUUGGGUUUGUAUAGGUUUUCUGGGCACCAUUAAAGGAUGCUAGGAGGGGA